UGCAAUUUGUACCAAUUUCAUUCCUUCCCUCAGCCACAGCUACUAAGUACUCUUUAUCGUUUGAUUCAAAAAGUAAUAAGCAACUCAAAGAAAUCCCAACAUGGCAUCUUUACAUGCUUCCCUCUUACACUCUUCUGCUUCUUCUGUUUCUAAGAGAAGAAUCAUGUCUACCCUCCAAUUCCCAAAACUUGGAACUGUUCCAUUGAAGAACACUAUCCAAAAAAUGGUGGAGGGGUUCUUCAGCGUGGAAAGUAGCAGAUCCACAACCAUGAGAGACGAAGAGGACUCUAAAGUGUCUACUGCCACCUCCAUCUCUGAGCUAUAUCUAAUAGCAGAUGCGGUGGCUGACAGAGUUGAAAUGCACACCAACAUGGGAGUGCAGCGGGACAACUGGAACGCCCUCCUCCUCACCUCCAUCAAUACCAUCACCCUCACCGCGGCAGCCAUGGCUGCUCUUUCCACUGCAACAACUACAACCUUUCUUCCUCUCAACCUAUCUUCCUCUCUCUUGUUCACUGCUGCCGCCGGGAUGAUGGUGGUGAUGAACAAGAUCCAACCCUCCCAACUCGCGGAAGAGCAACGUAACGCUGCAAGGUUGUUCAAGCAGCUCCAUAGGGAGAUCCAAACAACCCUUGCCAUUGGAAAAAAUCCUACUUCAAAGUAUGUGAAGGAUACCAUGGAGAAGGUCUUGGCCCUUGACAGAGCCUACCCUCUUCCCUUACUAGGGGCCAUGCUCGACAAGUUCCCCAAAACGGUGGAGCCCACUGUGUGGUGGCCUUCACCUUCACCAAAAGAACAGCAAGAGAAAAAAGGGUUUCUUUGGAAUAAUAAUAAUGGGUGGAGUGAGAAGCUGGAGGAGGAGAUGAGAGAGAUAGUUAGGGUUAUGAAAAAGGAUGCUGAAGAAUACAAGAGAUUGGGGAAGUUGGUGUUGAAAAUUAACAAAAUUUUAGCUAUUUCAGGGCCACUACUAGCAGGGGUUGCUGCAGUUGGGUCUGCUUUUGUGGGUUCAUCAUCUCCUUCUCAUCAUGGGGGUGUGGCCUUGGGGGUCAGUGUAGCUGCGGGAGCACUAGCAAGUGUAGUGAACACGUUGGAGCAUGGAGGGCAGGUUGGAAUGGUUUUUGAGAUAUAUAGGAAUUCCGCUGGCUUCUUUAAGCUCUUGAAGGAAUCUAUUGAGGCUACCUUAAACCAGAAAGAUGUGGAGAGGAGAGAGAAUGGACAGUCUUUUGAAUUGAAGGUGGCUCUGAACUUGGGGAGAAGCCCAUCAGAGCUCAGGGAUCUUGCAUCUCAUGCCUCCUUCUCCUCUUCUUCUUAUUCUAGUAGUAGAAGUAGAGAUGAAGAGGCCAGCGACGAGUUUGCAAGCAAACUCUUCUGAGUUCUAAUUUAUCAUCUUCUA
Messenger RNA from Macadamia integrifolia, 1393 nucleotides. Its product is annotated as probable F-box protein At4g22030. The transcript has a single exon. NCBI's taxonomy places the organism in Eukaryota, Viridiplantae, Streptophyta, Magnoliopsida, Proteales, Proteaceae. Bases 101 to 1372 code for a protein of 423 amino acids. The record is from RefSeq and is a predicted model, not a curated record.